Messenger RNA from Mycotypha africana, 1452 nucleotides. RefSeq lists its product as uncharacterized. Bases 205 to 1320 code for a protein of 371 amino acids. NCBI's taxonomy places the organism in Eukaryota, Fungi, Mucoromycota, Mucoromycetes, Mucorales, Mycotyphaceae. Gene Ontology annotation, molecular function: transcription coregulator activity. Gene Ontology annotation, cellular component: nuclear chromosome; nucleus. Gene Ontology annotation, biological process: chromatin remodeling; regulation of transcription by RNA polymerase II. The transcript has 3 exons. The record is from RefSeq and is a predicted model, not a curated record.
GGCCGUAUUGGCCACAGCUAUGAUUCACGGAAGCCAGUUUAUUUUACUCACCGCCUCUGCACGUCCGUCGUCACAGCACACGGUAAUUUUUGUGCCGUUUCGAAAUCAAAUCGACUUUUUUGCAAGAUACUCUCCUAUUUCUCUGUCUCUCAACGAUACUCGUAUCGCAAAAGUUGUUCUCAACCAUAUCUAUGAAGAAAGAAAAUGAGUACGCAACCUUAUCCAUAUCUCCAACCUUUAAUGCCACAGAUUCCUGCUUCAAUACCAACAGCAGCACCACCACCAGUACCACCACCGAAUCAACCUCAUCUGGUAUAUAAUAAUGCUGGUCCGACUCCAAACACUCAAGGGCUUUAUUCUUCUUAUUCAGCCCGAAUCAAGUAUUCCGAAGACAAUGCUCUUUUGCUACCCAGUAGCUACACUUCUGGUCGAAAGGGGCGCGGACAAAGUGGAAUGUUUACGGAUUCUGACGAUGAAUUUGAAGAAAUGCUGGAAGAAUCUGAUGAUGAUAGUAACGCGGAAUCAAAGCAAGCAACGACAACAGCGGCCGGAAGAUUAGAAUCAGAAGCCUCUUUGGUAGAACAGAAUAAAAAUUUACCAAGAUAUGAGCAUAGAAGAAAUGGAAUGGCUCCCGCCACCAUGGAUGACCUUAAACGAGUUUCAGAGUCAAAUGAAUUAUUAGUGCCUAUCCGUUUAGAUAUCGAUUUAGACGAAGUCAAAUUACGGGAUGUUUUUCUAUGGAAUAUGAAUGAGCAAUAUUUAACACCGGAAAUGUUUGCGGAAUUGUUAUGCGAAGACCUGCGCUUGGACGCAUAUAAGUUUGUGAAACCGAUAUCAGAAUCUAUUCGAGCGCAAGUUGUCGAUUUUGAAGCAAUUAACGAAUACGAGUUACCGAAUGGAGGAGAUCAACUUGUAGAAAUAAAUCUCGAUCUUCAAAUUGGUAAAGUUAAUCUAAGAGAUAAAUUUGAGUGGAACCUCAACAAUAUACAUACAAAUGCGCCUGAACUCUUCGCACGACAGUUAGCAGCAGAAUUAGGUUUAGGAGGUGAAUAUAUCGGUAUUAUUGCUCAUGGAAUACGCGAUCAGUUAUUUCAGCAUAGGAAAAAGAUAGUAGAAGAGUUCGAAGGUUUAGACAGGAGAGAGGAACGCAUAGAAACAGCAUUCCGAAAAGUGUCUGAUGCCAGUAAAUGGGCACCCAAGCUAGAAGUGCUAUCAAAUGAUGAAUUAGAAAAGCUUUUGAUUGCUCAAGAACGAAAUAUCAGACGGUUACGUCGUGAGACCAGAUUUAAGCGGUCUACACGACGAUCCACAAGAGGUUAGACAGCACCAUAAUACAUUAAAUUAAUUUUGUGCCUUUUCCGUCCAUUAUCGUUCAACGUCCUGUACCAUAGAGCUCUCUUUUGUUUAUUUGUAUAUAAUUUAUGUAGAACGUUUAAUGAAAUCAUGUCCACU